Messenger RNA from Saimiri boliviensis boliviensis (Bolivian squirrel monkey), 1694 nucleotides. RefSeq names its product nuclear receptor subfamily 1 group H member 3 (gene NR1H3). Gene Ontology annotation, biological process: negative regulation of inflammatory response; positive regulation of transcription by RNA polymerase II; cell differentiation. Gene Ontology annotation, molecular function: nuclear receptor activity; zinc ion binding; RNA polymerase II cis-regulatory region sequence-specific DNA binding. NCBI's taxonomy places the organism in Eukaryota, Metazoa, Chordata, Mammalia, Primates, Cebidae. Gene Ontology annotation, cellular component: RNA polymerase II transcription regulator complex. The record is from RefSeq and is a predicted model, not a curated record.
GGGAGGCAGUCCUUCUGCAAGAGCUGCUAAGAGCGCUGGGUCCUGCUUGUGCUCAGCUCCAGCUCGCCGGCUGGCCACCAAGGCCUCUGGACAGGGAACUGCACCAUCCUCAUCUCCCAGCAAGGGGGCUCCAGAGACUGCCCACCCAGGAAGUCUGGUGGCCUGGGGAUUCGGGCAGUGCCUUGGUAAUGACCAGGGCUCCAGGAAGAGAUGUCCUUGUGGCUGGGGGCCCCUGUGCCUGACAUUCCUCCUGACUCUGCAGUGGCGCUGUGGAAGCCAGGCACACAGGAUGCAAGCAGCCAGGCCCAGGGAGGCAGCAGCUGCACCCUCAGAGAGGAAGCCAGGAUACCCUACUCUGCCGGGGGCACUGCAGGGGUGGGGCUGGAGGCUGCUGAGCCCACAGCCCUGCUCACCAGGGCAGAGCCCCCUUCAGAACACCCAGAGCUCCGUCCACAAAAGCGGAAAAAGGGGCCAGCCCCCAAAAUGCUGGGGAACGAGUUAUGCAGCGUGUGUGGGGACAAGGCCUCCGGUUUCCACUACAACGUUCUGAGCUGCGAGGGCUGCAAGGGAUUCUUCCGCCGCAGCGUCAUCAAGGGAGCGCGCUAUGUCUGCCACGGCGGCGGCCACUGCCCCAUGGACACCUAUAUGCGUCGCAAGUGCCAGGAGUGUCGGCUUCGCAAAUGCCGCCAGGCUGGCAUGCGGGAGGAGUGCGUCCUGUCAGAAGAACAGAUCCGCCUGAAGAAACUGAAGCGGCAAGAGGAGGAACAGGCUCAUGCUACAUCCCUGCCCCUCAGGGCUUCCUCACCCCCCCAGAUCCUGCCCCAGCUCAGCCCAGAGCAACUGGGCAUGAUCGAGAAGCUGGUUGCUGCCCAGCAACAGUGUAACCGGCGCUCCUUUUCUGACCAGCUUCGAGUCACGCCUUGGCCCAUGGCACCAGACCCCCACAGCCGGGAGGCCCGUCAGCAGCGCUUUGCCCACUUCACUGAGCUGGCCAUCGUCUCUGUGCAGGAGAUAGUUGACUUUGCUAAACAGCUUCCUGGCUUCCUGCAGCUCAGCCGGGAGGACCAGAUUGCCCUGCUAAAGACCUCUGCGAUCGAGGUGAUGCUUCUGGAGACAUCGCGGAGGUACAACCCUGGGAGUGAGAGUAUCACCUUCCUCAAAGAUUUCAGUUAUAACCGGGAAGACUUUGCUAAAGCAGGGUUGCAGGUGGAAUUCAUCAACCCCAUCUUCGAGUUCUCCAGGGCCAUGAAUGAGCUGCAACUCAAUGAUGCCGAGUUUGCUUUGCUCAUUGCCAUCAGCAUCUUCUCUGCAGACCGGCCCAACGUGCAGGACCAGCUCCAGGUAGAGAGGCUGCAGCACACGUAUGUGGAAGCCCUGCAUGCAUACGUCUCCAUCCACCAUCCCCACGACCGACUGAUGUUCCCACGAAUGCUGAUGAAACUGGUGAGCCUCCGGACCCUGAGCAGCGUCCACUCAGAGCAAGUGUUUGCACUGCGCCUGCAGGACAAGAAGCUCCCACCGCUGCUCUCUGAGAUCUGGGAUGUGCACGAAUGACUGUUCUUUCCCCAUAGUUUUCUGUUUUCUGGGUUGGAUGGCUGAGGCUCAGGGGCUGCCUCCUAGAAGUGAAACCGACUGAAAAGGGCAAACAUUCCUGGGAGCUGGGCAAGGAGAUUAAAAGAGUCAGAAGGUUCGGA